Molecule: messenger RNA, 1756 nt
Organism: Astyanax mexicanus (Mexican tetra)
Lineage: Eukaryota; Metazoa; Chordata; Actinopteri; Characiformes; Acestrorhamphidae
Gene: tex261
Product: testis expressed 261
Exons: 6
Coding region: 119-709 (196 amino acids)
Biological process (GO): endoplasmic reticulum to Golgi vesicle-mediated transport
Cellular component (GO): endoplasmic reticulum membrane; COPII-coated ER to Golgi transport vesicle; Golgi membrane
Molecular function (GO): COPII receptor activity
Source: RefSeq, a predicted model, not a curated record
UCUCAGGAAACGCUACCUGAACUUUGUCCACUUCAGAGCUUUAGCAUAACACUAAGCGACACGUCUCGCUGUUUCUGUUUACACUGUGAUUAUUUAUUUGAGGGGAUUUACAGUAAAGAUGUGGUUUAUUUAUCUCCUCAGCUGGCUGUCGCUGAUUAUACAGAUAUCGUUUGUUACUCUGGCUAUAGCUGCAGGUCUCUAUUACUUGGCCGAGUUGAUAGAGGAGUACACUGUCGCCACCAGCCGAAUAAUAAAAUACAUGAUACUGUUUUCUACAGGUGUGUUGUCAGGGCUGUACCUCUUUGAGGGCUUCCCUAUGCUGAUGAUUGGAACUGGACUCUUCACUAAUCUGGUAUACUUUGGCCUGCUGCAGACAUUCCCCUACAUCAUGCUGAGCUCACCAAACUUUAUACUCUCCUGCAUACUGGUGGUAAUAAAUCACUAUAUGGCCUUCCAGUACUUUGCAGAAGAGUAUUACGCCUUCUCAGAAGUCCUGGCAUACUUUACAAUUUGCCUGUGGGUGAUACCAUUCUCCUUCUUCGUAUCUCUGUCAGCUGGGGAGAAUGUUCUUCCAUCCACCAUGCAGCAAGGAGAUGAUGUGGUGUCAAACUACUUCACUAAAGGAAAGAGGGGCAAACGCUCUGGAAUCCUCCUGAUCUUCUCCUUCCUAAAGGAGGCUGUUUUGCCAAGUCGACAGAAAAUGUACUGAUUGACCAAUGAGAGAGACUAAGGGACAGAUGAAAGAAACGGGUGGGGUUGAGAGAAGAAAGAAAAGGACAGGGCUGCUGUGCCCAGCUGCCCUAGAGAACUGGUGACAGGGAUGGAGGGAAGGGGGAUAUUUGGGGGACUGGAUCCAGUGAUGAAAGGACGUUAAAAGUAACUGCAAUGGAGGACGGCACCUGGAAGGAUACAGACCCUGCCACGGAAACACAGGCUCCUCACCUGAACUGAACUGACAUUACACAACUGUCUGACUGUCUCUGUGUCCAUCUGACUGUUCUAAUGAAGCGAGCACAGCCAACUAAUGCUCCAUAAGCAGCCCUCCUUUAGCCCAAGAACUUCAGCUUCUGGUUUUGGCAGGGAUUAAGCCUAAGGCAUCUUGAACUGAUGUUGCGGAUUCGCAUUUGUGGUCUAGACUUGGGUUUAAUCUUUGCUUGCAAACCUUUUCUGAAGUUUCUAAAGAUUUGAGAAAUAGUUGUUUGAAGCUGUAUCAUUUUUUGGAUGUCUUUUUGAUGGUUCGGGCUUCGCUGCAUAAAUUGAUGAUAGCAGCUGACGUAAUUGCAUUGUGUAACCCACACAGCUAGUGUUUGUGUGGCCCUUUGUGAAUGAAAGAUUGAAUGAAUAUUGGGAGUAUUGUGAACAUUUUAAAUGUCGUACCACGAUCAUCAAGGCCAUAGGUUUGGUCCUGCUUUUUAAUAUUUGUGUGCUGUAAAGAACGAAACAAAUUUUUUGUACAAACUUUUUUGAUUUAAACAAAGAUGUAAAUACCUGUAGCAGCAGUAAAGUUAUGUAGAGAACUCUCGAGAGUAAGAGAUGCUCUCUGAGAUGCUUGGUACAUGUGGGCCCAGAUAUGAGCAGAGUUAGUGAUCAGUUUCAUCGUAUUCUUCAAAACGUUGGAUUCAGUGGGGUUCUGCUCAUUUUUAAACUGCAUCGACAUUGACCACAGUGCAUUCUGAAGUUUUUUUCACACAUGCAGAUAAUGUGAAGAAUUUCUAAUAAAAUGGCCGUUAAUUGUUACUGAUUUUUAGUUUUGAAA